Haliotis rubra (blacklip abalone) is the source of this 2339-nucleotide messenger RNA. Its product is annotated as GTPase IMAP family member 7-like. The transcript has 2 exons. Bases 37 to 795 code for a protein of 252 amino acids. NCBI's taxonomy places the organism in Eukaryota, Metazoa, Mollusca, Gastropoda, Lepetellida, Haliotidae. The record is from RefSeq and is a predicted model, not a curated record. Gene Ontology annotation, molecular function: GTP binding.
GCAGUUGGCGGUGACACUGUCAACAACGCCUCCAGUAUGGUCAAUAAAGACGAAGAAGUUAGAAUUGUUCUUCUUGGACGAACAGGAUCCGGAAAAAGUGCAUUUGGAAAUACAAUCCUUCAUAAAGAUAAGUUUCCCAGUAAAAUGAGUGCGACCGCAGUUACUAAAGAAUGCAAGCGUGGUACAUGCACCAGGUUCGGGCGCAAUCUUCAGGUUAUUGACACACCAGGGUUGUAUGACACAGAAAUGUCAAAUGAAGACAUCUGUCGAGAGGUUGUCAGAUGUGUUGGGAUGACUGCUCCGGGACCACAUGCUUUUAUAUUCGUUGUCAGAGUUGACAAAUUCUCAGAGGAAGAAUAUAAUACAACUGAACAUUUCAAGAAACUAUUUGGCAGAGGCAUGUUGGAUUACUUAAUCAUUCUGUUCACCAAAAAGGAUGAGCUUAUUUACAAUGGUCAAACAAUCGAAGAUUUUAUUGGAAAAGCCUCUGGCAAAUUAAAAUCAUUGCUGAAGGAUUGUGAUGGCAGAUAUGUCACAUUCAAUAAUAGAGGAUCAGAGAGAGAAAAGGAACGAGAUGUUCAGACUUUAGUGGAAGUUAUUGAUAAGAUGGUUCAGGACAACGGAGGGAAGUUUUAUACCAAUGACAUGUUCAAGAAGGCCGAAGAGGUUAUGCAAGAAAAGGAAGAUCAACUAAAGCGGGAAUACGAAGAAACCAUGCCAUCACAACUUGUUGAGAUUGGAAGGCAGUUGAGGAAACUCGAAAAGGACCAUGAAGAAAGGCCGAAAAGGUUAUGAAAGAAAGGGAAGAUCAACUGAAGCGGGAAAAGGAAGAAGCCUUGACAUCUCAACUUGAUGAGAUCAGAAGCCAGGUGAAGCAACUCGAAGCCUCGACAUCACAACUUGAUGUGAUCAGAAGCCAGGUGAAGCAACUGGAGAAGGACCGUGAAGAAGUCACCGAUCAGUUCUUGAGGGAAUUGGGUGCUGAACGUGAUUAUCAAUCGUCUACCAGAGAUUGUGAGAACAUUAUAAAACUGUUUGAUGACCUGAGGCUGCGGCGCGAAAGAGAGAUCCAAGCCAUACGAGGUAUUGGAGCCGGAGAGGCUGAGGUGAAUUUUAGAGAACAAGCGCAAAAGAAUGGCAGUUUUCUUCAAGACAAAAUACUACCUGCUCUCCAAGCUUUAGGGGACCAAGCAGCAAGACCAUUUCUUAUUGCAUUUGGUUUUGGUGCUUUCUUUUUUGGGUUACAUCGACUGCAUUUGAUGGAAAAUGUGCUUGCGACAGUGUGGUAGAUAUCCAAAUAAGUGAUAUUUUGUUGCAAAAAAAACACGUCUAGAAUCAGUGACAUAAUAAUUCAGUCGAUGACACUAUGAGAGAACUCUGCGUCGUUGAUAAAUUAUGUAGAUUUGUGAUGUCCUUUAUCAACUGGACAAUGGUUCCAAACCUUGCUGGUCUCAUCCUUGAAACAGACUAUACUUAGUUAGUUUGUUACUGUUGCUUUUUAAGUUGCCUUAAAUGUGCUUGGACAAAACAGACACACGUCCUUUUUUGCUCAGAGCAUAUUUUGAUUUCUGGAUGCCGUUAUGAAUCCACUUUUGUUUCCUGUUUUGUUACAUAUUAAGUUGAAUAGAAAUGAUGGUGUAAUGUGGGUGUCAUUUAUCAGGGCAGGUGCUUCUAGAAAGUAAAGCAUCAUAAUUAGAGUGCUUCUGGCGUGUGAACCUAUGACGAACAGGAACCUGCACACACAUGAUUCAGGGUUACCCGCACAAGAUUAGGAGUUAAUCAAUGCCUAACAUGCCACCUUAUGUGACGAUGUGUGGCACAAACUUGGAUAUGAAACGAUGUGACAAACUGUGGGACUGCCAAAUCCCCAAAACAGCUGUCACUCUGGAGACCUGACAAUCAUUGAGUGAUCAAGAAACUGUAACAAGAUCAAAUAAAACAGUAAAAUGAAUUCAGCAAACAUACUUUGUUUAUUAAGAAAAUGUACAUAUUUCUGUACAAUGAGCAGACUACCAAAUUAGUAAUCAUAUACUUUGAAUAAAAUAUGAAUAAUUACAGAUGAAUAUAUGAUUUAUCAAGAAUAUAGGUCAGAUAAAUUUCAGCACCUUAUGAUAAGUAAAUCCUGACAACAGUGGGAAGUCAACAGGCAGAUGGUAACAAGUUAUAUCAGAUUGUAAUAGUCACUAUUCUAAUACAGAUCACUGUAUAUUUAACUACAAAAGGAGCAUUCCUGUGUUCAAGUGCUCAUAGCUGCUGAUAGAUACUGCAUUGUGUAUGUUUCUGUAUGUGAUAAUCUUUGUUAUCUCACCCUGCAUCAUCAAUAAAUACUUCAGCUAUAA